AUGGGGGGCCAUGAUGCUGGGAGCCAACACCAGUUCACAGGGAUUGCCAAAUAUUUUAAUUCAUACACCAUUACAGGAAGAAGGAAUUGUGUUCUGGCCACUUACGCUGGCAUUGCUGGCAUUUUUCUGGACUUCAAACUGAAACCUAAGAAAAAGAAGGCAGUUGCUGAAAAGUGA
Molecule: messenger RNA, 177 nt
Organism: Sinocyclocheilus grahami
Lineage: Eukaryota; Metazoa; Chordata; Actinopteri; Cypriniformes; Cyprinidae
Product: up-regulated during skeletal muscle growth protein 5-like
Exons: 2
Coding region: 1-177 (58 amino acids)
Cellular component (GO): proton-transporting ATP synthase complex
Source: RefSeq, a predicted model, not a curated record